UGUUUAGCAGUUUUAUUUUCUGAUAAGAAGUCUUUUACAAAAUAUUAUUUAUACAUUAUUAAUUUUUUAUACAAUGUCAGAUCCAAAGCUAACUGUGCUUCCCCUGAUCCCAAAAGGAGUUGAAGGCAAGUCAUGGAGAACUCUCGACUCCACUCCUGUAUUGCAAGAAACACUUCGAGACUUUCUAGAAGAGGACAUUACAAGGUGUCGUAUGAAAGAAAGGGAAAAGAUCGUAAAAGAAUACAUACCUGCGCUCCAGCAAAUUGGCGAAGUCGAAAACCAGAUGCUUGCAGUUCAAGCAGUGAAUGCAAGAACUCUGGAGCGGCAUGAUGAUAAGGAACUAAAGUUACAAUGCCCAACCUUGCCAAAGUCAAUCAAUCUCGUAAAUCUUCCAAAAGUCGGAAGAGCUAAGUACAAUUUGCUGACAACCGCUGAAAUUCAAGAAACGAUCUGUAAUGAAUUAGGAGAUCCAUCUAGAUGGGCACUAAAAGAUUUUCCUAGUUUCUCUAAAAACGAACUGCUUGGUACUUAUGAAAGAAAAAAACAAUUGGAACCAUGCUCUGAAGGUUUCAAGAAAAGAGCGAAGGCUAAAAAAUACAAAGCAAACCCGGUUUUUGAAUUUUCACCCAAAGAGAUUCAUUUCACAGAGCAUCAGAUUGGAGGGCGAUAUAUUAAAAAACUAAAUAUAAUGAACCGCUCAGCAAGAUCGGUCAAAUUUUAUGUGACACUAUCUGACUCUUCCAAAGUGUUUGAUGUACAAUAUGAAAAUAUGGAUGCUAUGGUUAUGCUUGCAUCAGGACAGUAUGUUUCAGUCCGGAUAUUGUUUCGCUGUUUAGAUUUAGACGACUAUUACAAUUCUAUCCAAAUUGAAACAGUCAGAGAAGGAGUAGCAGUUUCAAAUGAGAGAAUUUACAUUCCAGUGACUGCAAUACGAUUACCACCUGCACUUAUAACUGAAGAAUUGCUCGCAAAAAAAUCUCUCAACAAAUCAGUGAGGAUUUCACAAAGUUUUACUCUUGACUGUGGAACUAGAUUGAUAGGAAGUACAUAUAACAUAAAAACUUCCCUUUAUAAUAUCGGAAGUUGUGGUACCUUUUUCAUUUCUUCUGAAUACACCUGGGAAUUUACUAAUGUGCAGGAUAUGAAUCAGAACAAUGAAAUUAUACUUAAUGCUUACGAAGUGUUUCCAGCAUUUUUUUGCCUCCGACAAUUUGAAAAAAUUGCAGUCAGCGUUACAUACAAGCCAAUGUGUGAAGGAUUACAUGUUGAAAAAUUAUUCAUCGUCUGUGAUAAUUUAACUUUAAGAGUAAUUGAUAUGAUAGGAGAGGCUGUCCUUUUUGCUCCGAAUGACUUCUGCAUCAAGGCAUCACCGAAAGAUUUUGACAUCGAUGAGAGUGACUUAUAUGAAGCAUCAAUGUAUAUUAAUUUUGGAACAGUGUAUCCUGGAGGUUCGUCCGAUGGCCACUGCAAAAUAUUCUCCGAGAGCUUGGUUGAUAUUGAGUUCGGUUGGAAUAUAAUUCCAUUAUCAUCUGAAACGGGCGUCAAUACAAUAGAAUCAAAAAAUAUUACGAUUUCUCCUUGCCAAGGAAUUUUAUGCUGUGAUAAUUCACCAGUGAUUGUAUACUUUCAAGUCUGUAUGAACAAUUGCAAACCUGGCCUUUAUAAAUCUGGUUUAACAUUAAUGGCAUACAAUAUACCAAAAAUUUCAGUUGUAAACAAAACAGUUUUGACUUUUCCAAAUGAUUCAAAUCCGAUGCUGUGGACCAAUGUUGAAAUAUGCUAUUUGGAACUAUCCGUGACGGUCAAAAAUCCGUACAUCGUCAUAGACCCAAUCCAUGUCGAUUAUACAGAUUAUAUAUACAAGACUAACUUUUAUUACCUGACAGUAACGAAUAACAGUGCAUACCCUGUCAAUGUAUCUUGGUAUGUUCCACAAUCAAACUCUGUAAUAAUGCACAUAACACCUAAAGAAGCCGAAUUGGAAAUUCAUGCUAUAACACAAUUUACAUUGGAAAUUACUGGUAUUGAAAGUUCACCAAUAGAAGAGGUUCUCCAGUGUUUUGUAGCUCAGGGUAAAAAGACUUUCAAAUGUGUUGUUCAUGGAAAUGUUUUAACAAAAUCAGUAAACUGUCCAUAUUUGGCAUACAGUUACGGAGGGGUUCAGAAUGAAACUGUGAAGUCUUUUCCAAUUUGGUUGAAAGCGGAAAACACCAAUUUGUCAAGUAUGGUGGAUGGUACUGAAAUCACAUCAGUUCUGACAAAAGAAGAAGAUUUGAUAUUUUUGGAAAGUUUUAAGAAUAAUAUUGAAAGUCUUCCUUCACCGAUAGAUGAAAAAGGCCAACAAUUCAAAUAUAACAUGAACACAGAAGAGAAAGGUUUAAAAUCAAGCAUCAUCGAAUGGAGAUAUGGAGACUUUCCAGUCUAUACAGACAUAUUCUAUUUUGUACAAAGCGUGUACGUUGAACUUACCCCUCUUCACUACAUAAUGCCCAGUAGCGUUUAUGUAUACGUCCCACAUGAAAUAACAGUCCAGUUAAGGAACUACAGCUUUUUAGAGGCCUCAUACACUUGGGGUGCAAUGAUAGGUGACGACCUGAAAAACGUUUCACUCAUGGCUGAUAAGUGGAGUGGUAAAAUUUCAGGCCAUUCAGUUGAGAAUAUUCAAUUCAAGCUUAGGUUCGAGACAGCAGGAACAGUGCAUUUUCAAGUACCGUGUACAAUAAAAUUCAUGAAAAAAGCAUUGGUCCUAAAAGUGACAGGUGAAAUUAAAAGUCUGAAUGUUGAAUACUCGUGGAUGUCAAAAGAAGAAAAAGUGAUCAUCCCUUGGCCUUACAUACCUACUAAGCAUGAUGUGUCCAAAGAUACUGGCCCGACAGACCCUAGUUGUUGUGUUUGCAUGACCGGAGCAAAUUUCAAUAACAUGAAGGUUCCUUACGAUCCAAAAGACAUCGCUGAGGAGAAUACACUUAAAUACGUUGACUCCACGACAUCCAGUGUUCCUUAUCUGAAUUGGCCACUAAUUGGUGGAAGAUAUUAUUACGAUAGCUUCAAAAAGAUGGAGCUAUUAGUAGAUUUUAAAUUUCCUUGGACUUUUGAAGAUUUUCUGGCAAGAAUUACUGAUUUUCCUACAACCGAUGAGAAGCAAUUAAUUCUGAAUACCUUCUCUUCCAAAGCGAUAGUCAUCCAUUUAAAAACCUUUGAGGUAAAGACAGCGGUCAUUUCAAUAUCAAAUUUAACCCCUAUCAAAGCUGAGUACUAUUCUGAAGUGAAGGAGUUUUAUGAGAGACAGCCUUUAAAACAUGAAUACACGAUUAUUGAAGGCGUAAAGCACAUUUCUAAAGACUCAAUUGAAAAAGUAUUGAAAAACAGUCACAUAUUGAAAAAAAAUCCAGUAAAAGAAAUGCUGUUGGAUAAGAUUCAAAACAAAGCAGGCUUAGUAUUGGGUUUAUCAAAUUCUAAAGGCAGAUUGGGCGGAUACAGUCAGGUUGACGUUGAACUGACUGCAUUCAGCAAUUGUUGGGGGAUUUAUUUGGACCAUAUAAAAGUAGAUAUAACAGACCUGGAUCCAAUUCAUAUUCCAGUGCUAAUCAAUUCCUCAGGAAAACCAGCUUGGUUUAUGUUCGCCCCUUAUUGCGAUGAACCAUUGCUAAGGUUCGGUGCCUUGUCACCAUUUGAGAAAAAAGAAUUGACAGUUAUGGUUUAUAACAAUUCUUUUCUCCAUUUAAAAAUCGCUUGGUCAGCAUAUACUGAAAUUCCGUUGAGCGAAUUCGAGUCCAACUUCUGCUUGCCAGAUGAACCAGGCCCUUUCAGUCUCAACAUUGAAUUUCAUCCAUCAAAGGAAGAAUCAUUUUGCAGAGUUAAUCUCAUCGAUUAUCUCGGUGAAAUUGAUAAGACCUAUUAUAAAUGUUCCCCUUAUGUAACAUACCUGAAGCCGAAGAGCAAAGCGCCUUUGAAAAUAACAGUCAAUACAACAAGUUGCUGGUUUGACAUAAACAAUUUAGAAAAAGUAUUGCGAGGAGGGAUUUGUGGCGUGAUUUAUAUUGAUUGCGAAAAAGAGACAGAUGAUUUGGGAUUCAGCUGUUACAGACCUGAUGGUUUUGAAAUAGACACUUUGUUAUUGAGGCUAGAGGCCAAAGUCACAAUGCCUCUCCUGCAAUUUGUUAAUCCGGAUAAGGAUAGUUUUAUGUUUUUUAUACCAUCCUACAAGAUUGCCCGCGAGCAGAAAAGCUACACUCGGAUCAAAAAAUACCUUCUUCAGAACACUGGUAGCAACACAUGUUUGUGCAAUUUCUCUAUUACUGGUUUGAUGACAAUGAAACAGCUUAGGCUGUACAGUGAAAAAGAUGGCUUUGAAGAAAUUUACACAGAUCUGAGUCCAACAAUUUUUAUAAGGUCCGGUUACUUCGUCGAGUUAUCCCUCCUGUUAGAAAUAACAAAAAGACAAAUGUACACGUACAUGGAUAGAGGAAAAUUAGACAGUAACGUUGCCAUAAGUAAAUCUAGCAGAAAAAAUAAAUCAGUGCAAGACAAUUUGGUUGAUACAUGCAUUGUGAUAAAACAAGGAAACAACAUAGAACAGUGCAUACCAAUGACAAUAGAAGUUGGAGUUCCAGAGAUAACCGUAUCCACUAAAGCCAUGUAUUUUGGAAGAACAUAUCUCAAUCAAACAAAAACAGAUUCAUUCCGAAUAAAAAGUAGCUUAGGAGAUGAAGCUUUCAUUAUAAAAAUUGUGACGGAAUAUGCAGGUAUUUUUGCAGUGACUCCAUUUUCUGGCACUGUCAAACAAGGCCGUUUUGUACACAUAGAUGUUCAAUUCACUCCAAAAGAAUGUUUGAAAUAUAAAGCAAAGGCUGUUGUCUUAACUAAUUAUCAGAUGUUCGUUUUUGAAGUACAAUUGGAAGGCACAGGAACAUGGGAUUACCACUACGGCAUGCUGGCCAAAUGUUAAAAACAUAAAAUAUUUAUAUAAAAUAAAUCUCAAAUU
Cimex lectularius (bed bug) is the source of this 4984-nucleotide messenger RNA. RefSeq lists its product as uncharacterized. The record is from RefSeq and is a predicted model, not a curated record. Gene Ontology annotation, biological process: negative regulation of cell population proliferation. The coding region runs from base 74 to 4948 and encodes 1624 amino acids. The transcript is spliced from 29 exons. Lineage: Eukaryota; Metazoa; Arthropoda; Insecta; Hemiptera; Cimicidae.